AUGCUAUCCCAAAGAAGUUUGGAUCUCCCGAAAUUCCAGGAGACUGGAUAUACGUUAGAAAUACGGAGCUUGUGGGAUUCGUUUGCCCAUCCAUCCAUUCAUACAUCGGACCUUCGGACCAACGUGCUUCUGUUCAGCAGCCGUGGUCACGGGGGCCUAUGUAUCUACAGUAACCCAGUAAUGAUAGUCGCCCGUCUGUCUGGUCUAUGCUGGCCCGCGGCGGCGUGGGCUACCGGUGUGGUAAGCUCACGACGCCAUUUGUCCAGGCCCCGAGGCCAGCAAUUUUGCAUCCACACCCAUUCGCUUCCAUGCGGACACGACCUCGCCGUCCACUAUAUUAUCCUACCUCUUGCUAAUCCUUAA
Leptosia nina is the source of this 363-nucleotide messenger RNA. NCBI's taxonomy places the organism in Eukaryota, Metazoa, Arthropoda, Insecta, Lepidoptera, Pieridae. The record is from the annotation of a GenBank genome assembly.